This is a messenger RNA of Sphaerodactylus townsendi, 2547 nucleotides long. RefSeq names its product homeobox A1 (gene HOXA1). Gene Ontology annotation, molecular function: RNA polymerase II cis-regulatory region sequence-specific DNA binding; DNA-binding transcription factor activity, RNA polymerase II-specific. The coding region runs from base 195 to 1184 and encodes 329 amino acids. Gene Ontology annotation, biological process: regulation of transcription by RNA polymerase II. Gene Ontology annotation, cellular component: nucleus. Lineage: Eukaryota; Metazoa; Chordata; Lepidosauria; Squamata; Sphaerodactylidae. The transcript is spliced from 2 exons. The record is from RefSeq and is a predicted model, not a curated record.
GAUCCAUCACCAGGCAGGAACAGGGCAACUUUGGCAGGAGGCGCCGCCAUUGGCUGCCGACCUCACGUGGCCGCCGCCUCACUGUACAUUCAUAUCAUUUUUCUUCUGGCCCCCAUGGAGGAAGUGGGAAAGUUGGCACGGUCACCCAGGACUCCGAAGAGCCGGUCAAUCGGUGACAGAUAGGCACGGCCGGGAUGAACUCCUUCCUCGAUUAUCCGCCCAUCCUCAGCGGCGACUCCGCCACUUGCUCGUCCCGCGCCUCCUACCACCACCACCACCACCCCGACCAUGGGAUUACAACCACUUUCCAGUCGUGCGCUGUCAGUGCCAACAGCUGCGGCGGGGACGACCGCUUCCUCGUGGGCAGGGGGGUCCAGAUUAGCCCCCACCCCCACCACCCCCACCACCAGACUGGUGCUUACCAGCAUCACCCCAGUCUGGGGAUGUCCUACUCACACCCCAGCUGUGGGCCCAGCUACGGUGCGCAGAACUUCGGCGCGGGGGGCUACGGCCAUUACCCUCUCGGGCAAGAGGCGGAGAUUAAUGGGGGCUACCCCCAGUGCGCUUCGGCCCUCUACUCUGGAAACGUCUCCUCUCCCAUGGUUCAGCACCCUCCCGGUUAUUCUGGGGGCGCCGUGAGCUCUGCUCAGUACCUGCCCCACUCUUACGGGGACGAGCAACAGAGCUUAUCCCUCACGAAUUACAGCCACCCCUUGUCUCCUCUUCAUUCAAGCCACCAGGAGACCUGUGGCUCGCCUUCUUCGGAGACCUCCCCUCCAGCUCAGACCUUUGACUGGAUGAAAGUGAAAAGGAAUCCGCCAAAAACAGGCAAAGCCGGCGAGUAUGGCUACAUCGGCCAGCCGAACACCGUCCGGACCAACUUCACCACCAAGCAGCUGACGGAACUGGAGAAAGAGUUCCACUUCAACAAGUACCUGACCCGGGCCCGCAGGGUGGAGAUCGCGGCUUCCCUGCAGCUGAACGAGACCCAGGUCAAGAUCUGGUUCCAAAACCGCAGGAUGAAGCAGAAGAAGAGGGAGAAGGAGGGCCUGCUGCCCAUCUCCCCCGCCACCCCCACCGGAAGCGAGGAAAAAACGGAGGAGUCCUCUGAAAAGUCCAGUUCGUCCCCCAGUACCCCCUCACCAGCUUCCUCUACCUCAGACACUCUGAGUACCUCGAAUUAAACGCUGCUGCUCAGUCCCCUGUCGUGGCCUUGCAGGCACAACAACACAACCCCAGGCACUGUUGGUUUCCAGGGACUUCACACUCCAAAGCAUUAGUCACCUCUAGGUGUAUCUGGAAGCAAAUCCCCUUGAUUUCAAUGGGAUUUACUUCUAAAUUAGGAAACUCAGUCCAGCCCUAGCUCAGCUAGCCAGGCCUCAGUCCUAAACCAUGGGAUGCGGGGGAUGCAGGACAACCGUUUGCACCUAGGAAGGCAGUUGCUUUCCAUGGGGCCUAUUCCCAGGUGGAGGGCUAUUUCAUUUAUACCCCAUUUAUUUUGUUGGAGUUUAGCACCUGCUAACUUCAGAUGGACUGUGCCCAGUGAGUUUAGGAUUUUAGCCUUAAUAGGUUCUAGUUAUCAUACUGAGGUUGUCCUGUGUUCAGUAUUCCUCUUCGUCCCCAAGCCCUGUGGACAAGGGGGUGGUGGUGGUGGUGGUGGUGGUUUUCAUUUCUAGGCCAUUUGUGGGAACAAUCAAACGAACGCGAUAGACUGGAAUAAAGUUGCCAUGGAAGAAAACUUUGAAGGAAGCGAACAUGGAAAAACUACCCCCCAAAAUCCCAUGGCAGAUGCACUACUGAAAGCGUUUACACGAGUUCUAUCAUUGUUUAAUUUAAAGUCUCCUUUUCCUUGUGUGUAUGAGUUUGUUGGGUGUAAAUACUUUCGUCCAAGAGAUUUAUCUUUUUACGGAUUUUUCUAGAAAUGUUUAGAUAGAUUAUGAGCUUAAACAGGGUAGAUGCAUUCUCACUUGCUCCGAUUUUAUAGCGGGAAAAAGUGAGGAUGUCAGGAACCAAAAGUGUUCAACUUAAUCAGAUACCUCAAAAGAAAAAAAAAUCACUGUUGUUUCUUUGAAGGAGCUUUAAAAAAGAAAGCCCAAAUUGCACUAGGUUUUUUCUAAGCCUUGCUUGAUGUCUGCUUUCCCCCCUUUCCCUCCCAGAUCUGUGCUGGUUUAUUCUUGCCCUAUUGUUAUUAUAAUUAUUAUUAUUUUUAAAUUAAAGACCACACCUCCUGCCUUUGUUCUCUUUCACCUUUCCUGAAACGACGUCUUUUCGGGCCAGUUCCUGAAUCUGAUCAAUGGCCAAACGAAUGUAUAUUCCCCUCCUCCCGUGAUUCGUGUGUGGAAGUUUGCAUGAUGCACAAAGCUUUGAUGUACUAAGUUAACACUGAGUUCUAUCAGUUGUCAUUUGUGAUGGAGUACCUCUCUGUUUUUUUCUGUACAAUCAUUCACGGUUCUGAGAUUCUGUGGUGGAGGGGGAAAGAGGCUGGAAUCCAGAGCAAAGUUUUACGGGUCCUACAAAUCUCUGUAAUAAAUAUAUUAAUAUGUCAGG